CAAUAUUUUCUUCGUCUGUCUCUCUGCGCCAUUUUCCCCCCCUCCUGUCUGCUGGAAAUGCCGCACAUCAGAUAAGGUGGCAGUUCCUUUUUUCCGACUUCCUCUCUUUAGCACCAGGCAAGGAGGAAAACGGACGGCGGGCGGGCAAAAAAAAUGCACUCUGCUCUCUCUUCUUCUUCUUCCUUUCAUGCUCCGCCACGUCUUGGUCCCUCUGGCAUGAAUGUACUACAAACCCAUUACUCCAGCUCUUUCUUCUUCAACCCCAUCCCCAACAGAAAUCCCAUCUCCACAGCCAACGGGCCCUCUUUGCUUUCAACUCAACAGCCAUCAAGAAAGUUGCUUUGCAUACCACCUGCUGGCAAGUAUGUCAGAGAGGAUUAUCUUGUGAAAAAAUUGUCUGCUAAAGAAGUUCAAGAUCUGGUGAAGGGGGAGAGAAAUGUACCACUAAUAAUCGAUUUCUACGCAACAUGGUGUGGUCCCUGUAUUUUGAUGGCUCAAGAACUUGAAAUGCUUGCCGUAGAAUAUGAAAACAAUGUGCUGAUUGUGAAGGUCGAUACAGAUAAUGAAUAUGAAUUUGCCCGUGACAUGCAGGUUCGUGGGUUACCGACAUUAUAUUUCAUCAGUCCAGAUCCGCGCAAAGAUGCAAUAAGAACUGAGGGGCUCAUCCCUAUACAGAUGAUGCGGGAUAUUAUUGAGAACGAAAUUUGAAUGCAGGUUAAUUAAGGACCUGCUGGAUGAUGUAGUCUAAAGAAGCGUCAAUGGCUUCUAGAAACAUUGUUAAACUGCUCCAUUAGUAUUGUUGUCAUCGUGCUGUAGUAAAAUUUUGUAGCCACGUAUAGUUCAAAAUCAUCUAGAGCUUGAUGUGCUAUGCUGCUAGUGGUCUUGAAGAACCCUGCUGUUUGCAGCUGUUAACUGUGUACUGGAAAAUGGCCAAUACGCCAGGUCUUUUGUAUUAUUGUGAUUUUCAACUGUGUUGAGGAAGUCUUGUGGAUUAGGCUUUCCCGGGAAAUUUAGUGCAAGGGGAUAUUACUAUAAGUCUA
Molecule: messenger RNA, 1040 nt
Organism: Coffea eugenioides
Lineage: Eukaryota; Viridiplantae; Streptophyta; Magnoliopsida; Gentianales; Rubiaceae
Product: thioredoxin-like protein CITRX, chloroplastic
Exons: 4
Coding region: 154-708 (184 amino acids)
Biological process (GO): cell redox homeostasis; plastid organization
Cellular component (GO): thylakoid
Molecular function (GO): protein-disulfide reductase activity
Source: RefSeq, a predicted model, not a curated record